Molecule: messenger RNA, 381 nt
Organism: Fusarium musae
Lineage: Eukaryota; Fungi; Ascomycota; Sordariomycetes; Hypocreales; Nectriaceae
Exons: 1
Coding region: 1-381 (126 amino acids)
Source: RefSeq, a predicted model, not a curated record
AUGAAGGCCUCAGUCAUCCUAGCCACCCUCCUCACCACCUCCGCCUGGGCUGGCACCCUCCCCACCAAGCGCCAAAACGCCGCCAACGAAGCCGCUCUGCAGCAAGCCCGCGAAGAAUCCGCCGCAGCCAUCGAGCGCGGUCAAGGCCGAGGCCGACUUCUUCUCGACGAGGGAAACUGCAGUGAGGCUUGUAACCGCUGCCGUCUUUCGGCUACUACUACCGCUGUAGCUGAGGUAUUUGCUUGUGGUACGGCUGCCGUUGCUGUGGACGUUUUGACCGCUGGCGCUGCGGUUUUUCUUGAAGCUGCAGGGUUUGUGUUCUGUGAGGCUGCGGUUAUUACUAAACUGAAUGAGAAGGAGGAGACUUGUCUCAAGGAGUAG